Messenger RNA from Gadus morhua (Atlantic cod), 2828 nucleotides. It is a transcript of the gene septin5a, whose product is annotated as septin 5a. The coding region runs from base 384 to 1514 and encodes 376 amino acids. Gene Ontology annotation, molecular function: GTP binding. The record is from RefSeq and is a predicted model, not a curated record. NCBI's taxonomy places the organism in Eukaryota, Metazoa, Chordata, Actinopteri, Gadiformes, Gadidae. The transcript is spliced from 11 exons.
UAUUAUCUCCCUGCCUCCCUUCUUUGUGAGAAUUCCUGUCUACCUGUCUGAACAGGGAACGGUGGGCAUGAGAACCGGGUGACAGAGAGGGACAGGGAGAAAGAGGGGGAGAAAAGGGAGGGAUGCCGGCGGAGGUGAAGUGGGAGGAACGCUAGUAAAGAGUGAAAACAGGAAGUAGGCUGCGGGGUGAGAUGAAUUAAGUGAGGGGAACUCGAGGCGAGGACGUCUUCUACUCGGCUCACACACCGCUCCUCGCAUUUCUCUGGCUGGCUCUCCCCCCCUCCUCCCCCCCUUCCCCCUCUCACCUCGCACUGAGAGGUCUUUUGCUCCGCGGGCUAGUUUUUAACCCUUCUUUUUCCCGGUGGGUGUCCUUGUGGUCUGGUAUGGAUGCCAUCAUGCUUCAGGAGAAACUAGUGGAGCGUCUGUUGUGCCCGCGCGUCCGGACCGCCAGGCAGAAGGAGAAGCAGUAUGUGGGCUUCGCCACCCUGCCUAACCAGGUGCACAGGAAGUCUGUGAAGAAGGGGUUUGACUUCACACUCAUGGUGGCCGGAGAGUCUGGGAUGGGGAAGUCCACUCUGGUGAACAGCCUGUUCCUGACUGACCUCUACAAGGACCGAAAGCUGCUCAACGCUGAAGAACGUAUUAACCAAACUGUGGAGAUCAUAAAGCACACAGUAGACAUUGAGGAGAAAGGGGUGAAACUCAAGCUGACCAUCGUGGACACCCCAGGGUUCGGAGAUGCCGUUAAUAACAAUCAGUGCUGGAAGCCCAUCACAGACUACAUAGAUCAGCAGUUUGAGCAGUACUUUAGAGAUGAGAGUGGACUGAACAGAAAGAACAUUCAGGACAACCGAGUCCACUGCUGCCUGUAUUUCAUACCUCCUUUUGGACACGGGCUGCGUCCGGUGGAUGUGGAGUUCAUGAGAGCUCUUCAUGAAAAGGUCAACGUAGUUCCACUCAUUGCUAAAGCUGACUGCCUCACACCAAAUGAGAUCAAGAAGCUCAAAGACAGGAUACGAGAGGAAAUUGAGAAAUUUGGCAUUAAAGUGUACCAGUUCCCCGAAUGUGAUUCUGAUGAGGACGAGGAGUUCAAACAGAUGGAUAAAGAGCUAAAGGAGUGCACUCCCUUCGCGGUGAUCGGCAGCAACACAGUGGUGGAGGCUCGGGGCCAGAGAGUCCGAGGCAGACUGUACCCCUGGGGCAUCGUGGAAGUGGAGAACCAAUCCCACUGUGACUUUGUGAAGCUGAGGAACAUGCUGAUACGCUCUCACAUGCACGACCUGAAGGAUGUGACCUGCGACGUGCACUACGAGAACUACAGGGCCCAGUGUAUCCAGGAGAUGACAAGUAAACUGGCUCAGGACAACCGGAUGGAGAGCCCCAUCCCCAUUCUGCCCCUGUCCACUCCGGAUGCGGAGACAGAGAAACUCAUCAAGAUGAAGGACGAAGAGUUGAAAAGGAUGCAAGAGAUGCUGAACAAGAUGCAGCAACAGAUGCACGAGAAAGAUCAGUGACGGCUGACAGCGCGCAGAGCUGGUACUACAGCGACACCAGCUGUACAAGGCCCGAACUGCAGUCAGACUUUGCAGCGGCACUUAACGCAACUCAAAACAAGUGAUAUAUUUUGACAAGUGACAGCUACAUGUGAUCUCAUGGUACUUGGUGCUUUGUAUAUUCGGUCUGCCUGAAAGACUGUGCUAUAUUGGAGGGUAUUUUUGGAGCCUUUUCCCCCAGUUUGGUUGGACCCCCUUGCUGUGGUUAGUUCUAACAUAUAUAAUAUAAAUGUGUAAUUUAAAUUACUACUCAAUGUUUCUAAUUUAUAAAUUCUAUGCUAAACUUUUUGGAUAUUUCAUCAGGGUAUGACUAUUUGUGCUAUAAAAUGCUUUGUAAGGUAGCUUAGUUUUAUGAUGUUUGCUAAACAUAGUCUUUUUUAUUGUGUGUAUGUGAGCGUGAGUGCAAGUGUGUGUGCCUGUGUUUGUGUGUGUGUGUGUGUGUGUGUGUGUGUGUGUGUGUGUGUGUGUGUGUGUGUGUGUGUGUGUGUGUGUGUGUGUGUGUGUGUGUGCGAAACAUCCUCCAUCUCCUAUAAAUAUUGUCUGAUAUAUAUAUUCUUAAGAGUCCGUCCAUAAUGCAUUUUUGUAGCGUUACUACAAUAACUUUUAUUUUAACUGAUUCAUAAGAACAAAAAAAAAAGAUGUUACCCUUGUUUAUUGUGUUUGACUGCCUGAACAUUUUCUUUCAAUCUUUUUACAUUUGCCAGUCUAUUUUAAAAUGCACUUAUUGCCAGUGGCUAAAUGUGAACGAAAGGGCUUAUGAGGUUGCUACGGUCACGUGCGUAGUGCAUGUGAGAGCAUGCUACAGUUAACUCUGUCGCUGGUUAGUAUAACCAUGAGACCUGACCAGACCCUGUGUCUCCUUCAAAUGCAUCAUGAUCUUUGUUUUGUUGAAGCAUACAUACCGGUUAAAUAUAUAGAUCAAACCUAAGGAACAAGUUGACAUUUCUCUAUUUACAACGCAAGUUUUGUGUGUGAGGAGAUACAUUGUAAAGUGUUUGUUUGUGUGUGUAUGCGUGAGUGAGCAAACGUAUGUGUGCAUGCGCUUGUAUGUGUGUGUGUGUGUGUGUGUGUAAGUGCGAACGUACGAGCGUGUGCACACAUGUCUGUGUGUGUUCACAUGCGCUUUGGUGUGAUAAAAGUGCUGUAUCCUACCUGUUCCACCCUUAAGGCUGUGACCUCCAUCUGCCUGAGCUGUGCUGUAGGUCUCAGGUUGUCACUUGUUCCCGAGCUAUGACCCUAUGGCAAAUAAACAGACUGGAAUCACAAACCUUUGAA